Messenger RNA from Juglans regia (Persian walnut), 534 nucleotides. Its product is annotated as gibberellin-regulated protein 6-like. The transcript has 2 exons. NCBI's taxonomy places the organism in Eukaryota, Viridiplantae, Streptophyta, Magnoliopsida, Fagales, Juglandaceae. The record is from RefSeq and is a predicted model, not a curated record. Bases 97 to 426 code for a protein of 109 amino acids.
UUACAACCCAACCCCUCGCCUCUUUCUCCUUGGUCCUGUUGUACUCUGUGCUUUUUUGAGGUGGGUAGGUCUACCGAGAGGGGUUAGUCUGUAACAAUGGCCAUGGCUAAGUUUGUUGCUGUUUUGAUCUUGGCCCUCAUUACGAUCUCCUUUCUUCAAACAAUGGCCAUGGCAUCUCAUGGGCAUGGUGGUCAUCACUAUAACAACGGAGGCAAGUAUGGGUCAGGCAGUCUCAAGAGCUACCAAUGCCCGUCGCAAUGCUCGAGGAGGUGCGGAAGGACCCAAUACCACAAGCCCUGCAUGUUCUUCUGUCAGAAGUGCUGCGCAAAGUGUCUUUGCGUGCCCCCGGGUUAUUAUGGGAAUAAAGCAGUGUGCCCUUGCUACAACAACUGGAAGACCAAGGAAGGAGGUCCCAAGUGCCCUUGAACCGAGACCGACCGACCUUGGCUCAACUUCCCUCUUUUGUGAUUUGUCCCUUUUCAAUAUAUCCUGUUCCCGGCAUUACUGCUAACUAUUACUUAUUAUCUGCAUUUC